Pisolithus orientalis is the source of this 645-nucleotide messenger RNA. RefSeq names its product cytochrome c/c1 heme lyase-domain-containing protein. The record is from RefSeq and is a predicted model, not a curated record. Gene Ontology annotation, biological process: cytochrome c-heme linkage. The transcript has 2 exons. The coding region runs from base 1 to 645 and encodes 214 amino acids. Gene Ontology annotation, molecular function: holocytochrome-c synthase activity. Lineage: Eukaryota; Fungi; Basidiomycota; Agaricomycetes; Boletales; Pisolithaceae. Gene Ontology annotation, cellular component: mitochondrion.
AUGGCCAAGUGUCCAGUCGACCACGGAGGAGGGCAGUCGGGCGAUGGCUGUCCCGCAAACCACAACUCUGGUUCAACUUGGACAACGAUCUUCGGGAAAGGAGGGGCAUCUACUACUAACCCUCCAUCCUUACCCACAGACCGCGAAGUCUCUUCCAUCCCGCGAACGACCAAUGAAAAUUGGGUAUACCCCUCCGAGGCACAAUUCUUCGCCGCAAUGGCACGAAAAAAUCACAAUCCUCACGCAGCUGACAUGAAGGCCGUAGUACCCAUACAUAACGCUGUAAAUGAACGUGCGUGGUCCGAGAUCGUGAAGUGGGAGGCAGGUAGAGGCGGCGCAACCUGUGGCGGAGUGAAGCUCGUCAAUUUCAAAGGUCGACCAAAUGACAUGAGCCCAAAGGCCAGGCUGAUGACUCUUCUCGGGUAUUCGGCACCCUUUGAUCGUCAUGAUUGGAUUGUUGACCGUUGCGGCACGCGCAUACGUUAUGUUAUCGACUUCUACACUGGUCGUGGAGCUGGAGUAUCCUCAAACAGUGUGUCCUUCUAUUUGGACGUACGUCCAGCAUUGGACAACUGGGGAGGAGUCAAGAUGAGAUUUGGGGCGGUCAUUGGGGAUUUGUUUGCUACCAGAAACAGUGGUACUUGA